AUGACAGCUGAUAUAGUUAAAUAAGAAGUUUAAAAUCUUCCAAAAGAUUAUGGCAAAAUGCCUGCUGGAUAUAAUUUUUUAACAAGGGGCAAAAAUUGGAAGGAAUAUCAUAAUGAUUUUAUAUUAAGAACUGAUGCAGUUUGGGAAAAAUAAUAAUUAUAUGAUUAUUUCAGAAAUUUCAUGAAG
Messenger RNA from Ichthyophthirius multifiliis, 186 nucleotides. RefSeq lists its product as hypothetical. The transcript is spliced from 2 exons. Lineage: Eukaryota; Ciliophora; Oligohymenophorea; Hymenostomatida. The record is from RefSeq and is a predicted model, not a curated record. The annotation marks the transcript as partial.